Messenger RNA from Sipha flava (yellow sugarcane aphid), 2791 nucleotides. RefSeq names its product transcriptional activator Myb (gene Myb). Gene Ontology annotation, molecular function: RNA polymerase II cis-regulatory region sequence-specific DNA binding; DNA-binding transcription factor activity, RNA polymerase II-specific. Gene Ontology annotation, cellular component: nucleus. The transcript has 15 exons. NCBI's taxonomy places the organism in Eukaryota, Metazoa, Arthropoda, Insecta, Hemiptera, Aphididae. The coding region runs from base 397 to 2694 and encodes 765 amino acids. Gene Ontology annotation, biological process: regulation of DNA-templated transcription. The record is from RefSeq and is a predicted model, not a curated record.
UCCAGCGGAAACCAACGGGCCAACCAGCGAUCGGAUGGCGCGGUAGGAGCAGCAGCAGCAUCUAGCGUUAACGCAUCGCAGUUCGUACGGACAACAAUAAGAAAAAAAACAACGAAUAAUAACAAUAUUUUUGUUUUCCAUCCGUUUUUCGAUUUUCGAAUGCGCUAUCCGCCUCGCCGUUUGGCCGCGUUCGAGUCCACACAGCCACGGUGAUCGCCACAAACGAACACUACGGUGUACCUGUAACAAACGUCCGUUAAAUGCAAUGCCCGUUCGCCUAGCCAUCAUAAGGACGGCCGGAAGCUUCGAGCAGUUGGCUAUUCAAAAUCAAAUGGAAUGUCGGUUGUUGGCCGUUGCGUCGUAAUCACAACGGUUGUUUCUAUUUCUGAUCGAUAAAUGAAUAGGUCCAAAUCAGGUUACGAUAGUGAAACGGAUGAUGGAGAAGAUUCAGAUGAUUAUGCGGUGCCACUUGGCAUCCCAAUAUUGUCAGGUGAAGAUGGUCGACGGUUGGUUGAAUACAAACCAUCGAACAACUCCAUCAAUAAGGGUCGCUGGACCAAAGAAGAGGAUAUGAGAUUAAAGCAACUUGUAGAAGAAUACCAAGAACGAUGGGAUGUCAUUGCCCAACACUUCACCGAUCGCUCAGAUAUUCAAUGCCAACAGCGAUGGCACAAAGUUGUCAAUCCCGAUUUAGUAAAAGGGCCUUGGACAAAAGAAGAAGACGAAACUGUAUUGGAACUUGUAGAAAAAUAUGGCCCCAAAAAAUGGACUCUUAUAGCACGACAUUUAAAAGGCCGAAUAGGUAAACAGUGUCGUGAAAGAUGGCAUAAUCAUUUAAAUCCAAAUAUUAAAAAAAGUGCCUGGACAGAUGAAGAGGAUCGAAUAAUAUUUAGGGCUCAUAGUCAAUGGGGGAAUCAAUGGGCCAAAAUUGCUAAAUUGUUACCAGGAAGGACUGAUAAUGCUAUAAAAAAUCAUUGGAAUUCAACCAUGCGAAGGAAGUAUGAAAUUGAUGAUAAGGGUGAAGUGUAUGGUAAAAGUAUGUUAAAACCAAAAUCAAAAAGUAUUAAAUCCUCAAUGGAUAACAGAGACGAAUCUAUCAAAAGCCUUCCAAAUACAUCGCUUAUUAAUCAGUCCGAAUACAUUACUAUUGAUGUGCCAACACAAUAUCUUGGUUGGAUGCCUCCAAAAUAUAUUCCUGAUGAUAUUCAACUUAAAGAAGAUCCUGAUCAGGAUGUUCGAGAUAAAGCUGAAGUUGUUGCUGCUGCAGAAGUUUUAAAUUCUUUAAUGUCAACUCCUCAGAAAAAAAAUCCAAUUGUUGUUAAAGAUGUAUUUAAAAUUGAUUAUAAAUUUGAGUCUCCUCCUAGACCAGCAUCUGUACCUUUGCAAACUAAUUCUCCAUCAUGUUAUUCACCAUAUAGGUUGUUCGAGACUGGAGGUUAUAUCGAAACUCAACAAACUAGUAAUAGUGUUGUGGGUAGUUCUCCUGAUGAAGGGUAUGCUGAACUUCGCCUUAAUACACCUGUAAAAUCUCCAAAACAAGAAUCAUGUCAAGAAAUUUUUUAUCAUUAUAAUACUUCACCCAACAAACCAAAUUCAUUUUCACCAAAUAAUAAAGUUCACCGGCGGCGUAGAAGUUUUUCAGAAUAUCCUGAAAUUGGCUUGAAUAUACAGUGCAAUACUAUUUUGUCAGGCUUGAGCAUACCUGGAACACCAGAAAAAAGAACACCAAUUAAACAACUACCAUUCAGUCCCUCACAAUUUUUAAAUAGUCCAUCAUUAUCAUUUGAUGUUAAUUCAUCUUCAACACCUGUCAGGCGUCUAUUACCUAGUUGUAGUAAACUAAAUGAGGAAUCUGGCGACCAAACUAUAAAAUCAGAAACUUUGGUUACACCAAAUUUAACCUAUAAAUUUGCUGGAAGGAGUCGUGAUGAUGUCAAGACUCCAGAAAUAAUGUGUAAAAUAAAUACCCCUCAUACACCAACUCCGUUCAAAAUUGCUCUUGCUGAGGCUGGUCGUAAAAUGGGUGUAAAACAUUUGGCUCAAUCGCCGUCAGCUUUAAUUGAGGAUAUUACUGAUUACAUUAAGCAAGAGGAUCGAGUAAAAAAAGAAUCAGAAUUUUCUGAUUCACAGUAUGAAACUGAUAGCUCUAAUAUGUUCUGUGAUACUAAUGAUACCGUUGCAUGUGGAAAAGAAAAUGCAGAACCUUCAUCACCUACCCCUCAAAAAAAAGCAAGAAAAAGUCUUGCCCCAGUUUGGGCUUCACCGACUGCUUCUUGGAAUCAGCCUAUUGAUUCAUCUUCUAAAAUAAUUAGAGAAACAAAUACUGAAGAAGUAUAUGAAUCAAGUAUAAUUGAUGGCACUAGGAACAUGUUUACACCUGAAGAAUAUUCAGCUUCAAAGAAUGGCCCUACUGCCUCACCAGACAUUUCGCAAACGAAAAUUAUCUGCAGACAGUUACCACAAUCACCCGAUAGCAGCAAUGUCCUCAAGCGUCUACACAUUGGAAGUCCAUACAGACAAAAGUGGGCAGGCCUUGUACCCAAGGAUGAUGUAAGAUGGAAAAUUACAUGUGGUAAAACUAAUGAUCAACAAGAAAUGACAGCAUUAGCUUAUAAAUGUUUGCAAAUGAAAACACCGCACAAGAAUCACAACACAAAGGCGCCUGGAUUUAAACCUCGACAAUUAACAUUCUAGUUUUUUAACAAUAAUUUCUCCUUGUAUAUUAAGAUAUACAACAGACUAAGUGAACUAUAGUAAAAAUUAUAAUAGUGAAAUUAGAAUUCAAUGAUUU